UUUUAUCUAUGAAAUUAAUGAAAAAUCAUGCUACAUAUAGAUUAAAUUGUAGACGAUUAUUAGACUUUGAACUUACCCUUUUAAAAAUAUAUGUAUUUUAGUAAUUAAAUCUCUGCCGUAGUGUAUAAAACAUUUUGAAAGCUUAGACCAAAAUGUCAGCAAAACGUGGUGUUGAUUUUUUAAAAACUGUAGCUGAUUAUUGCGUUAAGAAUGGUGGUUUUGAUUCUGUGACAAAAGCUUUUCGUGUAACUGGUGGUGGUGAUGGCCGCUGUAUUGGAGAAUUUACUGUUUCAAAAGAACACGUAAAUGGUUUCGGAACUUUGCAUGGCGGAUGUGCAGCUGCAAUUAUUGAUAAUGUUACAACAUAUGCAUUAAUGUCAACCGAUGCACAUCCUGGAGUUUCAGUCGAUCUGCAUGUCAGUUAUUUAAAAAGUGCCAAAGAAGGAGAGAUUAUAAUUGUUGAUGCGAAUACAGUGAAAGUUGGUAAAAACAUGGCGUUUAUUGAUUGUGUUCUUAAAAAGAAAUCAGAUGGCUCCAUAGUUGUUAAGGGUGGUCAAACAAAAUAUAUUGAUUUUAGUGAGGAAUUCAUAAAAGAUAAAUAAUACGUUUUAUCUUAUAAUCUUACAAUUUAAAACAUAUAAAAAUAUACUCGAAUAUGUUUAUUGUUUUUAAACAUAUAAAAUAAAUUUUUAAAGAAAAAUAAUUUUUUUAAAUAAUCAUAUUAUUAAA
This is a messenger RNA of Lucilia cuprina (Australian sheep blowfly), 729 nucleotides long. RefSeq names its product acyl-coenzyme A thioesterase 13-like. The record is from RefSeq and is a predicted model, not a curated record. The coding region runs from base 153 to 602 and encodes 149 amino acids. The transcript is spliced from 2 exons. NCBI's taxonomy places the organism in Eukaryota, Metazoa, Arthropoda, Insecta, Diptera, Calliphoridae. Gene Ontology annotation, molecular function: fatty acyl-CoA hydrolase activity.